Molecule: messenger RNA, 2881 nt
Organism: Austrofundulus limnaeus
Lineage: Eukaryota; Metazoa; Chordata; Actinopteri; Cyprinodontiformes; Rivulidae
Gene: abhd15a
Product: abhydrolase domain containing 15a
Exons: 3
Coding region: 294-1790 (498 amino acids)
Biological process (GO): lipid metabolic process
Molecular function (GO): short-chain carboxylesterase activity; monoacylglycerol lipase activity
Source: RefSeq, a predicted model, not a curated record
GGGGGCGUUUCCAACACUGGCUGCGCGUUGAUCUCGCGCUCCCAGCUGUUUGGUGACGGGGUUGCCUCGGUGCGCACAGAGAUGGAAGCGUGUUGAAGCRGACGGAGCUGGGAUGACAGCAAGUCGGCACUGCGCGCGCGCUGCUGGGGCCACUCAAACAUCUCCGUUCUGAGCUCCAGUUUCCACAAGAGCWGAAAAGUGAAAGAAUGACAAGAGUACAAGUAUCUGCCCCGCUGCGUCCAGAGGAUAAAGAUCAACUUCAGCUGUAGAAGUGGCUCCACCGACCCGUGCCAAUGCUGGAAUGGCUUGUUGCUUUGUGUCUUCUUGUGAUCCUGGUGGUCCUCGCAUGGCCAGGCACCAGAUGUUUCUUCGAGUGUCAGCCGGGUGUUCCGCUUCAGAGAGCCGGCAUGUCACCGCGGGCAGAGAAGGACGGGACCGGGAAGGAGGACGGGAAAGCWSSYGCUGCUGCUGCUGGUGUGGCGCUCAUCUGCAAACCGUCCGCGCUGGCCAAGUACCUCCAGAAACACUGCAGGACUUUCUCUAAUUACUCGCCCUGCGCCGGCUGGACGUGGCGAGCCAGCGCCGUACUCCAGACCGUGCACGAGGCGUGCUGGCCYUGCGAAAGUCCGGUCCAGUUCGUGCGAGACAACCUGCAGCUGAGCGACGACGGGCUGGUGUCUCUGGACUGGGCAGUGCCGUCCUACCACAGGAGGCGCAGGACCUCCAGUCACUCCACCAGUCCGGUUCUGCUCAUCGUGCCCAACUCUUUCGGGAAGAUCACGAGAAAUGUCUUAAAGCUGUGUGAAACGGCGCUGGCCCACGGCUACCUUCCAGCAGUCUUCAACCGCCGCAGCCACAACGGCACCCCGCUCACCACCCUSAAACUGCAGCAGUUUGGCGACCCAUCGGACCUCCGCGAGGCCGUACGCUACAUCCGYUACCGCCAGCCAGCAGGAAGGCUGUACGCCGUCAGCGAGAGCUCCGGCUCGGGCCUCCUCCUGUCUUACCUGGGGGAGUGUGGAUCAUCGAGCUACAUGACAGCAGCUGUUUGCCUGUCGCCUGUGUUCCGCUGCCAGAGCUGGUUCGAGAGCGGGCUCUGUCGGCCCCUGCAGUGGGUGUUGGCUCUGUAUCAGAAGAUAAGUCUCAGCAGGUACAGGACAGUGCUGGGGGAGAUCAUGCAUACAGAUGCUUUGUUUUCUAGCUGUUCGUUGCGGGGUGUGGAGGAGGCCCUGUUCUGUCAGUCUAAACAUGUUGGCUCCAGCACAGCAGCUCCAGCAGGGACCGGCAGCGGCAGCRGUAACUCAGUCAGCUGGGAUUCCUACUGGGAACGCAACGAGCCACUUAGAGACGUCGACGAAGUGGCCAUUCCCGUUUUGAGCUUGUGCGCCAAGGACGACCCCGUCCGUGGAGACGCCCAGUCCACUGUGCCCAUGGAGCUCUUCGAGACAAACCCACACUUUUUCCUCCUCCUAUCUGACCGCGGAGGUCACUGUGGCUUCUCCACCCAGUCUGAGAAGAGAGCCGUGCCUGCGGCAGCAUCGAACAGCACGGCGGAGAGCGACGACACCAACUGGAGCCACAAAGUGGUGCUGGAGUUCUUCAGGGCCACCACAGACUUCUUCAACGCAGAGGAGAGGGUGAAGCAGCUUGCCGCUCGGAGGAGGGGUCUCGGAGGAGGCCUAGGCGGAAAGACUUUCCGUCUCCGGAGUGUCAGCACUUGUAAACGAGUGCCAGSUUGUUCCCAUAAUAUCCACGCCAUUUACAACUGGCAGAGGUCCUACACACGAUGAGUGAAGCCUAAUGGAAGUUUAAAGUACUUUAUGGAUUUUCACAUCAGUCUGCUUAAUGUUUUAUAAAGACUGAUAAAUGCGUUCCAUUCUCAGAAAACUCCUGAAAGGAUCGUUUUUCCUUUGAAUCCUGCAUUUUAUUUUAUAACUAUUUAGGUUUGGUGCCUUAAGCAUCUGAGCGCCCUGGAUAAAAUUCAGAAAGUGACACAGUACUACUGUAUUUCAAGUCACAAUGAAAUACAAUCUGUUACAAGUUAGGAACUCCACAGGGUAUUGUCAGGGGCCCUUUCUGGAGUUGUAAGAUUAAUUGUUCUGACAGGCUUCAUGUAUACCCCAUUUACAUCUGAGUGAUCUGGARAAGCAUUUUUAAGUGUUGAUUGUGAAAACGUUACAUAGUUAAGACCACAAAGAAAGUUAAAUAUGCUGCAUGACACGCCAGGUUAUGAUGCCAUCUGUGGUUUAUUUAAAAAAUUUUUGUUGUUGUAUUUCGUCAUUUUACAGGCCCAUUYGGUAUUUGUAGAAUGUGAGAAAUGUGUCCCGACUGACACAACAAAUGAUGUAGGACAAGAAUAUUCUGUGUCAGAAGCUCYGAUAAACUGAAAAGAGUGAGCAACAAAAGCAACACUCUGCUAUCCACCAUMKUUACUGUUGGUCAUCUACUCGUGCACACACAAAAAAAUAGUGGCUACAGCCAUCUGUAGUAAACAUGUGCAAUUUCACCAAAGUUGUGUUUUCCCUUAACUGUCCUGGAUUCCAAAGGUUUCAGUGUCAGAGAAUACUGCUGAAUCCUGCUGUUGUGUUCAAACCUUCAAAUUAAUUCAAGCUAAAUAUUUACUGAAUUUAAAAGUUCAUCCACCCUUAUUGUACAURCAGUGUAUGAAAGAGAGUUUAUUCGUGGCAUGACCUGGGAAACUUAGCUGCYUUUUUUCCACCCAUUUAGCUUUAGACAACAUUUUCUGUUUGUUUUUUUUAAUAAACUGGGUAUUUUGUGAGUUUUACUGUYUCAUUAAAUAACCUUUGUAAAUUGCUCAAGUAUAUGUAUUGGACAAUUUAAAUGUGUGUUCUUUUUGCAUUAAAUCGAAGAUUUAAAAUCA